Messenger RNA from Hyphopichia burtonii NRRL Y-1933, 1870 nucleotides. RefSeq names its product putative N(6)-L-threonylcarbamoyladenine synthase. NCBI's taxonomy places the organism in Eukaryota, Fungi, Ascomycota, Pichiomycetes, Serinales, Debaryomycetaceae. Gene Ontology annotation, cellular component: mitochondrion. The record is from RefSeq and is a predicted model, not a curated record. Gene Ontology annotation, biological process: mitochondrial tRNA threonylcarbamoyladenosine modification. The transcript has a single exon. The coding region runs from base 161 to 1459 and encodes 432 amino acids.
GGUUCUUCUAAGAUCAAAAAGACAGUUUGAAUGCGUGGUGCUUGAUAGCCAGUCGAAUAAAGUUUUAAGAGUAUUGUUUGAAACCCCGUUUCCACAAGUAUAAAGUCAAUUUCCCAGGAACCAGUAUCUGAUAAAGGAUUAUUCAGCAUAGAAUGAUAUAAUGUGGAAGUACGCGUCGAAAUUACAUAGUCGCCGUUUGGCUGGUCCUUUAGUUCGCCAUUAUAGGGUUCUUGCGAUUGAAUCAUCUUGCGACGAUUCUUGUGUGGCCUUGCUUGACAAAUAUCUGGCCCAUGAUCCACCAAAAAUAAUUGGCCAAUCCAAAAGCACUCUUAACUCAGCAAAAGAGGGUGGCAUUAUACCCACGGCUGCCCAUGAGUUCCAUCAGAUGGCAUUAGCGGACUUGGUUCAAGGAUUCUGCGCUGAACAUAACUUGAAUUCCAACAGUCCUCCAGAUUUAAUCUGUUGUACUAGAGGACCAGGUAUGGUGGGUUCUCUUAGUGCAGGUAUUCAAACAGCUAAGGGGCUAUCCAUUGCCUGGAACAGACCAUUGAUUGGAGUACAUCACAUGCUUGGUCAUGUCCUAACGGCGAUUUUGCCAAAGACAAGCCAACCUGAUCUAGCUCCACCAAGAUAUCCUUAUUUGAGUCUAUUGUGCAGUGGAGGUCACACCAUGCUUGUCUUACUGAAAUCCAUAACCGAUCAUAAGAUUCUCAUUAAUACUUCGGAUAUAGCUGCUGGAGAUUCGAUAGAUAAGUGUGCCCGUGUGUUGGGAAUAGAAGGUAACAUGAGAGGGAAAGAACUCGAGACAUAUGUUGCAAAUAUUCCGGAAGAACUCAAGGCUAAAUUCUCUAAAAUAAAUACCAGUUCGGCUGAUAAUGAGUUUAAGCUACAAAUGAGAUUACCUUUGAAAGGUCCCAGUCACUUAAAAGUUCCUGACGUAGUUGAAUUUGUAUUCUCCCAGUUUCAAAGUACUCUCCAAAGAUUCAAAGAGGUUAAUUUUCCUGACCAGAAUAUUGAUGAAGUCACAAAACAGUUUGUUGCAUACAAGAUCCAAGAGACUAUUUUUGAUCAUCUCAUUGAUCGGAUCAAUAUUUCCUUCUUUAAACAUGGCUUAUCUAAAAAUGGUGAUGGUGAACUAGCAGGGGUCAGAGACUUUAUCUGCUCUGGUGGUGUUGCUGCAAAUCAAACUUUAAGGAAAAAACUAUCCGAAAAUUUAACGUAUGACGCCAAUCUUCAGUUAUCUCCAGAUGAUAUGGUAUUUCAUUUUCCUGAUAUAGCAUUGUGUACAGAUAAUGCUGUGAUGAUAGGAACCGCAGGGAUCGAGAUAUUAGAAAACUUGAAAGUGAAGUCAGAUUUAAAAUUUUUACCUAUUAGAAGAUGGCCAAUGAAUGAACUUCUCGACGUCGAUGGCUGGGUUGUUGUAUCAGAUGCAGAGUUCCAUGAGAUCAGAAAAUUUUAGGUUCGUGUACAUAUUCGUGUAAAUAGGUUGUAUAAUGAUAUAAAUGAAUUUGGAAAAAUUAAAAAUACAUAGAAAAAGAAGUAAAGAAUAUAAAAUGCUAAAGAAAUGACAGAGUGAAAAUAAAAUAAUCAAAUGCUUUGGGUGUCACUCUCGUCGUCAUCACUUCCUCUAUCAAGAACCUGUGAAGAACCAUUGUGAAGAUCUUCAGCUUCAUCUGAUUGUUCAAAAUUAGCUUCGUCAUCACUGGGGAUUACAUCUGCCUCAGUCUCCCGGUGCCCCAAAAAGCUUUCGGUGAUAUCGAAUGUACGAAUCAAUCCUUCCCAAGUCUGGUAGUCAAAUGUAGCUAUAUGAUGUGUCUUAUUUUUUGAUGAGGUGCUAGCUUCUUCUGCUUCACGGAUGCUACAAAUCUUG